Messenger RNA from Aphanomyces astaci, 1281 nucleotides. RefSeq lists its product as hypothetical. The transcript has a single exon. The record is from RefSeq and is a predicted model, not a curated record. Bases 723 to 1139 code for a protein of 138 amino acids. NCBI's taxonomy places the organism in Eukaryota, Oomycota, Saprolegniomycetes, Saprolegniales, Verrucalvaceae.
CGUUGGUUGUGGAUCGUGUUAAAUGAGCUGUGGGCUCCGUAGUACGUGUCCAUACGGCCCUCCUAACUGCUGAGGUGAUGUGUGACUGGGAAAUAAAAAGUGCGUCGACGGGUUCGUCCUGGCUACGUACGACACGGCAGGAUCCAAGUACGCCGUACCUGUCUCGUCGAGUCGCCUUCGCUUGAAACCCACCGACGGCGCCAGAGGCUUGAGCGACGACGACAUCGCCGGGGCCGAACUCCGUCGCUUGUCGCCACUCGUUUCGCAACCCAUCAUCAUGUGUUGAAGCUCGUUGUCGUCGUCGUCGUCCCACUCGUCAUGGUUGUUUGGUUGGUUGCCAUCGUCGGCAUUUUCGUUGUCAUCGUCCGAGUGGUCUAACAGUUCGUCGAUCACGUUGUUGCUCGUGGUGCUGAGGUGUUGUUGGUUCGCCAAAAUCAAUUGGCGAUAGAUGGCAUCGUUUUGAUAGGCUGGGGGGACUGGCCACCGUAGCUGCUGCUGUUGGUGCGGCAUGAAGAAGGACGACAUGGCCAAGUGAUGCGGGAGUGUAGAUUGUGCUUGUUGGUGAUGGAACGUGUGGUGGCGACUGGGGGGCUGGUUUCCGGCCAAAUACUGGUACGCUGCUCCGGUCUUGGACGACCUGGAUUGCUUCUGGAGGUACUUUUGCGCAUGAGUGCGAAUUUGCACCAACGUGCGCGACACGACGAGGUUCGAAAUGCUUUUCCAUGACUUGCCGUACCGUCUUAAGCCUUCGAGGAAUAGCUCGUGCUCCUUCUUUGUCCACCGACCGGUGGUGGGAGGCUCCCCAGACAGCGUCUCGUCCAAACCAUUGUCGUCGUCGUUGUCAAUGUCGUCACCUAGGCCAGAGUCGUCGCUGCUGCUUGCGCUGGCUCGACGUUCGGGAUGAUCAUGUGUUGGCGAAUGAGCUAUCGAAGCGCUUGAGGGCGUUGGCGAAGGCAGGGGAGACAAAGGCAAGUCGUAGGCGUGCAAUAGGGGCAAGGCAACGUCCGAUUGAAGGGGCACCGUUUGCUUGGAAGGACUCAGGAAUGCGUCGCGAAUGUCCGCUCCCAACUCCACCUGGAACGCAUCCAACGCCGGACAAAAGUACCACAUGGACUCUGCUUCGCCAUGUCCCCCCUUAGCCUGAUCAUGGGCAUGGGGUAGUGUCGAAGGAACGUCAGACUGAUUUGGGUCAAGAAGCUGGUUACUCCCAACGGUCGUGGACUCAGAACUACGACCACCGGCUGGGGCGGCAAACAUAUGUGUGUGUGCGAUUGAUUGAAA